CCGACUCGCCGCUGAAGAACGGUACGCCGAUGCGACGUCGUAUUUCGCAUGAAACUGAAAGGUGGCCUUUUUAUGGUGAUGACAACGCAUGAUUCUUCUCUGCCACCGCGUCGCCGCCAGUUCUUCUCUCCACUUCCAUGAAACAAAGAGUUUCAUCAGUUAAGCUAACAAAAAGCAAGAUGCCCGGAGCCAACGAUGCUGAAUACGUAGCCCUAGAAGAUGGAAUCUCCCCCAAAUUGGAACAUUACACCAAGGUUUCGAUUCUACCUCUUGUUUUCUUGAUCUUUUACGAGGUAUCCGGCGGUCCAUUCGGUGUAGAGGAUAGUGUUAAAGCAGCUGGUCCUCUUCUAGCACUUCUUGGAUUUGUGAUUUUCCCAUUUAUCUGGAGUGUUCCGGAAGCUUUGAUAACAGCCGAAUUGAGUACGAUGUUUCCCGAGAAUGCGGGAUAUGUUGUUUGGGUUUCAUCAGCUUUGGGCCCUUAUUGGGGUUUCCAACAAGGAUGGAUGAAAUGGCUUAGUGGGGUUAUUGACAAUGCACUUUAUCCUGUUUUGUUUUUGGAUUAUCUAAAAUCAGCUUUCCCGAUUCUUGAAGAUGGUUUGCCUCGUACGGCAGCGGUUUUGGGGAUUACUCUCUUGCUGACUUACGUUAACUACAGGGGCUUAACCAUAGUUGGGUGGGUUGCUGUAUUGCUAGGGGUGUUCUCGUUGCUCCCUUUCUUGGUUAUGGGAGUUAUAGCAGUCCCUGAAUUGAAGCCUUCUAGAUGGUUAGUGUUCGAUUUGGAUAACGUCGAUUGGGCUUUGUACUUGAAUACUCUGUUUUGGAAUUUGAACUAUUGGGAUUCGAUUAGUACUCUAUCCGGAGAAGUAGAAAACCCUGGUAGAACACUCCCAAGGGCUUUAUUUUACGCACUUAUUUUCGUCGUGUUAGCUUAUUUUUUCCCGCUUUUAAUUGGCACCGGUGCUAUUCCACUUAAUCGGGAUUCGUGGGAAGAUGGGUACUUUUCGGAAAUCGCGAAAAUAAUCGGAGGGGUGUGGCUGAGAUUUUGGGUGCAAGGUGCUUCAGCUGUAUCGAAUAUGGGGAUGUUUGUGGCCGAAAUGAGCAGCGACUCUUUCCAACUUCUUGGAAUGGCGGAGCGUGGUAUGCUUCCGGAAUGUUUCGCCAGACGGUCGCGCUACGGCACACCUCUCGUGGGGAUUUUAUUCUCCGCUUCGGGUGUAGUGCUCCUCUCUUGGCUCAGUUUUCAAGAAAUUGUUGCUGCUGAGAAUUUUCUGUACUGCUUUGGAAUGAUUAUGGAGUUUGUGGCUUUUGUGAAGCUGAGGGUGGAGUAUCCAGCUGUUUCUCGACCCUAUAAAGUUCCUAUUGGUACAGUUGGUGCAGUUCUAAUGUGCGUUCCUCCGACUUUGCUGAUAUGUGUUGUUUUGGCAUUGGCUUCCUUCAAAGUCAUGUGUCUUAGCCUAGUUGCUGUCCUAGUAGGCCUUGUACUAAGGCCUUGCUUACAGUACAGUGAGAAAAAGGGGUGGUUCAGAUUUUCAAACCCUCGAGAUUACGCCAAUCAAAUGUUUACGGAUCAAUAGAUAUUGGCUCCGAUCGUAAAUUACGGGUUCUUUCGGAGGGUCGAAGAAGGCGGAGUGCAUAUGGACGAGCCAUGAACUCUAUUACAGCACAGGGAAUCAAAUCGAAUUGGACAAUAUUUGCUAUUGCAUCUCCUGGCAUGUAAAAUUUGAGCUAUCAUAUCACAAUGUAUGUAUUUUCCUAAUUGAAGUAUUUCAUUAUC
Molecule: messenger RNA, 1774 nt
Organism: Erythranthe guttata (spotted monkey flower)
Lineage: Eukaryota; Viridiplantae; Streptophyta; Magnoliopsida; Lamiales; Phrymaceae
Product: putative polyamine transporter At1g31830
Biological process (GO): transmembrane transport
Cellular component (GO): membrane
Molecular function (GO): transmembrane transporter activity
Source: RefSeq, a predicted model, not a curated record